Messenger RNA from Saimiri boliviensis boliviensis (Bolivian squirrel monkey), 2623 nucleotides. It is a transcript of the gene PIWIL3, whose product is annotated as piwi like RNA-mediated gene silencing 3. Gene Ontology annotation, molecular function: protein binding; RNA binding. The record is from RefSeq and is a predicted model, not a curated record. Lineage: Eukaryota; Metazoa; Chordata; Mammalia; Primates; Cebidae.
GGUCAUCACCUUCAGGACCGCGAUGACUGGUCGGGCCAGGACCACCGCCCGAGGCAGAGCCCGCUCCAGGGAGCAGGAGGAACAAGAGGCACCUGGGGUACCCAGAGCACCUGAAUCAGCUGCAGUGAGCAAGCCCAUUCAGUGGCAGCAGAUACCCCGGCCCCUGCGAGAGGAAGGCCCAGUGGUUAGACCGCGGCAGCCAAGAGGAGAAGAAGUAGCGGCACAGUCUAGAGGGGCGAAAGAGCCUGGACUUGAAGCUGGAUUACAAACCCUAUCCUUACAGGAGACGAGGAUUGGUGGAGUUUUUCAGGACCUGGUGGUAAACACCAGGAGAGACAUGAUGCAUGUGAAAAACUCAAAAACAGGUUCAGAGGGUAAAGUGGUGCAGCUAAUCGCCAAUCACUUCCGAGUGAUAUCCUAUCCUCAGGGUGUUGCAUUUAAAUACAAUGUUGACUACAAACCAGAUGUAGAAGCUGGAAAUCUCCGUCAAAUUUUACUUAAUCAACAUAUAAGGAAAUUUGGAGAAUGCCAUAUAUUUGAUGGAAACUCUUUAUUAUUACCUCGGCCACUAAGAGAGCGGAAAGUGGAAUGGGUGAGCACAACCGAAGAUAAAAAAAUUGUGAAGAUUGUGGUUGAGUUUUCCAAAGAACUCAAGCCCACGUCACCAGAUUGCCUACGCUUUUACAACAUUCUGUUUAGAAAAACUUUCAAGGAGCUAAACUUGAAACAAAUUGGUCGCCACUAUUAUACCAAAAAGAUACCACUGACAGAGCAUCGUGGUACCAGGUUGGAAAUCUGGCGUGGUUAUGUUACUUCUAUUCUUCAAUACGAAAACAGCAUUACCCUCUGUGCUGAUGUGAACCACAAACUGCUCCGAAUAGAAACUGUUUAUGAUUUCAUAAGCAAAAUACAGGCAGAGACCGACCCAGAAAACUGCAAAGAGGAAGUAGCUAAGAGAUUAAUUGGAUCAAUUGUUCUGACAAAAUACAACAACAGGACCUACAGAGUAGAUGGUAUUGACUGGGGUCAGUCUCCUCUAGACACAUUUAACAAAUCAGACGGCACCAAAAUCACCUAUAUAGACUACUACAAGCAGCAACAUAAAGAAAUCAUCACUGUGAUGACUCAGCCACUUCUGGUCAGCCAGGGCAGAUGGAAAAAGGGCCAAACGGAUACACAGCGUCGGCGUAUCCUGCUGAUUCCUCAGCUGUGCUACAUGACAGGUCUAACAGAUGAAAUACGUAAGGAUUAUACCAGUAUGAAAGACUUGGCUGUAAAAACAAAAUUGAGCCCAGAAAGAAGGCAUGAUGCAUUAAAAGAAUUCAUGAAAAGCAUGAAAGAGGAAAAAGCGCAAGCAUUACUUCGACUCUGGGAUUUCAAAUUUGAUAGCAACCUUUUGUCCCUCCAGGGAAGAGUUUUGAGCAAUGCAAACAUCUUUCAAGGCAGAAGAAUGGUUCAAGCCAAUGCAAGCGGAGAGUGGGCGAGAGAAGUAAGAGGAAUCCCCUUACUUAGCCCAGUGCCACUACAUAGUUGGCUCCUGCUCUAUGGCAGGCACUGUUUUGCACAAGCCAUGACCUUAGAGGAGCAUCUACGCCAUGUCACAGCCCCCAUGGGCAUAACUAUGAGAUCAGCAAUUAUGAUUGAAGUAGCUGGUGAUGCUAACUCCUAUACAGACAUAUUAAAGAAAUAUACUAGAUCAGCCCUGCAGAUGGUGAUUUGUAUUCUGCCCACUGAUGACAAACGCACAUAUGACCACAUAAAAAAAUACCUGUGUACCACAUUCCCGAUUCCAAGCCAAUGUGUGGUGAAAAGGACCAUCGAGAAGGUCCAGGCAAGGACUAUCAUCACCAAGAUUGCGCAGCAGAUGAAUUGCAAGAUGGGAGGGGCCCUCUGGAAGGUGGAGACAAAUGUACAAAGAACAAUGUUCAUCGGCAUUGAUUGUUUCCACGAUAUUGUUAAUCGACAGAAAUCCAUAGCAGGAUUUGUGGCAAGUACGAACACUGAGUUGACAAAGUGGUACUCUGAAUGUGUCAUCCAGGACACAGGAGAAGAGCUUGUGAAAGAGCUGCGAACCUGCUUGAAAGCUGCCCUGGAUGUCUGGUGUGAAAACGAAUCCUCGAUGCCACGUUCUAUUAUUGUGUAUCGAGAUGGAGUGGGAGAUGGUCAGCUUCAAGCAUUGCUUGACCGGGAAGCAAGACAGAUGUCGACCUACUUACAAGCCAUCUCUAACAAUUUCACUCUAGCUUUCAUUGUGGUGAAGAAACGAAUAAACACUAGAUUUUUUCUUAAACGUGGAAGCUAUUUUGAAAAUCCACGUCCAGGAACAGUUAUUGACCUGGAGUUGACUAGGAGUGAAUGGUAUGACUUUUUUAUUGUGAGUCAGUCUGUGAGUGAGGGGACUGUUACCCCCACUCACUAUAACGUCAUCUAUGACACGAUUGGCUUGCGCCCAGAUACAGUGCAGCGUUUAACUUACUGUCUAUGCCACAUGUAUUAUAAUUUGCCAGGCACCAUUCGAGUUCCAGCGCCUUGCCACUAUGCCCACAAGCUGGCAUACCUUGUGGGGCAGUCCAUUUGCGAGAAACCGAAUCGUUCCCUGUCAACCCUGCUCUUUUACCUUUGA